AUGGGAUCGUCUCAGACCUUCACAGAAGAAUGGAAAUCUCUCUUCCCAAUUUCCUCAGUCUUCAAGCCUCCCCUCCUCCUUUCAAACCCUUCUCUAAAACCCAUCCUGGGUCCUCUGAUCUUCAACCCUAAACCCAACUCCACAACCCUCCUUUUCUCUUCUUCCUCUUCUCUCCUUCCCCCUCUCCCUCCUUUACCUCAUCUCUCUCUCCCUCGUUUUCUCCUCACUUCCCCCCCUGACUCUGCCCCUCUUCCCUCCUCCGUUCCCUCCGUAGCCUCCUUCUUGGGCCCGCACCACCCCAAAAGCGACGUCUCCUCGUCUCUCCUCUACAACCGUCUUGAAUUCCUUCAGUGCCCGCAGAUUAACACCGUCGUUGUAUUCUUCCCUACCGGUGAAAACUCUGACCAAGUUGGGUUCUUGCAGUUGGUGUUAAAAGAUUCGACCUUUGAUGUCAAAGUGGAUGAAAACGGAGGGGUUUUCGCUUCCAGGCGGUGGUUUAGUUAUCGGAUUUCGAGGAUUUCAGUGAACCCGAUUCCUGGGUUUUUGAGUUUAAGAGGUAAUGGUUCUUGUGUGACAAUUGGGUAUUUAUUGGCUUCUACUAUGUACUCUGUGCAUUGGUUUAUUGUAAAGGUUGGAGAUUUUGGUCCAAAUUCAGAUAGUAGGGUUAGUUUAGUUCAUUUGGGUAGUAAGAUUUUCAAGACUUGCUGUGUUGUACAUGCUUGUUGGAGUCCACAUUUAUUGGAAGAGAGUGUGGUCUUGUUAGAGAAUGGUGAUUUAUUCUUGUUUGAUUUAGACUCUCGUCUAAAAACCUCCCACACUUUGAAUGCAAAUUUUAAAUUUAAUGGGACCAGAUUGAAAGUGCCCUGGGAUAUUGAUGAUGGUUCGGGUAGCUCACGAAAUUAUAGGUGGUUGAGUUGUGAGUUCAGUUGGCACCCUAGAGUUUUGAUAGUUGCACGUUCAGAUGCAGUUUUCUUAGUUGAUUUGAGGACCCAUGAGUGUAAUGUUAGUUGUUUGAUGAAAAUUGAGAUGUUGCAUAUGUAUGCCUCCAUUGAAAAGGAGCAGUUCCUUGUGCUUUCGAAGGCAGGUUCUGAUGAUUUUCACUUUGUUUUGGUUUCUGACACUUUGUUAGUUGUUUGUGAUGUGCGCAAGCCAUUGAUGCCGGUGUUGCAAUGGGCUCAUGGCCUUGAUAAACCAAGCUAUGUUGAUGUUUUAAGACUGUCAGAGUUGAGGUCACAGUCGAGGGAUGACAAAUUUAAUUGGGCUUCUGACUCGGGUUUUUGCAUUAUAGUGGGGUCGUUUUGGAAUUGUGAGUUUAGUAUCUUUUGCUAUGGACCUUCCCUCCCAGCUCCGAUAGGAUCAGUAGCUUCGAAAAUAGCAGAACUUCGGAAAUCCUUCUAUGCAUGGGAGCUCCCUUCAGAUCUUUUAUUGUCAGGCCAUGAGUGGCAUUGCGGAAGCUGUCUUGUAAAAGAAGAGUUUUCAAAAGACGCUCUUCCUGAAUGGAUUGAUUGGCAGCAGAAGAAAGAAAUUGUUUUGGGCUUCGGCAUUGUAAACAAAGAUCUGUCUGCUCUGCUUUCUGAACCAGAUGAAUUUGGUGGUUUUACAUUGAUAAGGCUUAUGUCCUCAGGGAAGCUUGAAUUACAGAGAUAUUGUGCAUCGUUUGAUUCUGUAAAAAAAGUAGAAGAAUCACACAGAGAACAUUUGCUUUUUAAGGAUUAUUUGCUGUACUCCCUAGUUGAUGAGGAAUACAAAUUUCCUAGGAGAUUUAAGUACCUUAAACUUGACUACCUCUGUGGUUAUCUGAAUGGUAAUCUUAAUGAAGUCUUAGAUGACAAAAUAAAAAUUCCCUAUAAUGAUCAAGGGAAGGAACUUUUUAGCUCAGAGUUUCAUGAAACUUUAUGCAAAAAGUUACAUGCUUGUGGUUUUGGUAAGUUUAGAUCAUCUCCUGCAGUUACAAGUGUUUUAAAUGACAUUAGCUUGCCCGCAAGCAUACACGAGGUUGUUUUGAAGAGAUUGUGGUCAGACUUGCCCAUUGAGCUUCUGCAACUGGCCUUUUCUAACAACUCUGAAAUCCUUGAAGUGCUUGUGGACAAAAAUAGGGUGGCUUUGGAAUUCUCUGUAGUACCAGACCUAUCUCAGUUGCCUCCUUUCAUUUUAAGGAAGUCUUCACGCCGCAGUAAUAAGUGGUCACAGAAAGUGCAACCUGGUGAUGCCCUUGUGGGUCCAGUUCUUCCUCUUCCUGUUUUGCUUGCACUUCAUGAAUAUCGCAAUGGAUGUCCGAAUUCAGAUGAAAAAUCAGGUAGAUUUUCAGUAGAGGCAGAGAUCAAUCGCAGCUGUGAUGAGGUCAUGCAGGUCACCGGUGAACUGGCUGUUUCUAUUUCUGAGGCUGAGAUUGUCGAUAAUCCAGUGACGUCCCUUGCUAAUGAUGGAGACGAGACAUGGAGAAGCUCUCAAAAGUCAAAACCUUUCUUUUCAUAUCAGCCAGUUGCGGCUAAAGGAUCUCCACUGGAUCAUACACAGGCCAAAUCUGUUUAUAAGGACGACAGGUUUGACACCUUAAUUUCUAAAGUGUCUGAUAAGAAGCAUGUAUCCAACGACAAUCAGGAUAAUGUCGGACUAGAACUAUUUGAUGAUCUUUACCCUGUAGAGUUGAGAUUUGAUGCUUCUUCCCUGAAGUUUGAACAGAAGGAAUUGGAGGCGUAUCGUAAAUUGAAGGGGGAAUUCUUAAAAUGGCAAAAGAGCUUUGACUUGUAUCAAGAAUUCUGCUCUCGGAUUGAAUCAAAAAGCUCAUAA
Molecule: messenger RNA, 2790 nt
Organism: Prunus armeniaca (apricot)
Lineage: Eukaryota; Viridiplantae; Streptophyta; Magnoliopsida; Rosales; Rosaceae
Source: the annotation of a GenBank genome assembly